AUGAAAAAGCUUGAUUCCGCACGGUUGAGAUGGAGUGCCACUGGCUCUUUGAUAUUUCAAGCUCUAAUUCGGAAGGAAGGCGACUCCUUGGCGCCUCCAGCCUUGCCCUAUGGCUGCGGUGGGGGUGAUAGAUCAUCGAUCGACCUACCGACCGACCGACCCCUUUCAAAUCUAGAUCUUCAGGCUGCAUUGUUGGAUUCUGAAGGAGAGGCCAUACGCGUUGUUUUAUGGGGAUGGAAUCAAAGAUCUCAGCUCGGAAAGGUAGGAUCCGGGAAAAUCCCAUCGGAGGUCGAGGGUCUAGACGAGGAAGAUCCCGUUUCAGUGUCCGGGGGACGAGUACAUUCCAUUGCUAUCACAUUUAAAGACGAGGUGUGGGUUUGGGGCUGCGGUAAGAAUGGGAGACUUGGUCUAGGAAGUUUUGUUGAUGAAACUGAGCCUAUCUUGCUUGAUAGCUUAGAAGGUUAUGAUGUUUUACAAGCUGUAUGUAGCUUUGAUCAUCAUCUAGUGAAAUAG
This is a messenger RNA of Mercurialis annua (annual mercury), 513 nucleotides long. RefSeq lists its product as uncharacterized. The transcript has 4 exons. Bases 1 to 513 code for a protein of 170 amino acids. The record is from RefSeq and is a predicted model, not a curated record. NCBI's taxonomy places the organism in Eukaryota, Viridiplantae, Streptophyta, Magnoliopsida, Malpighiales, Euphorbiaceae.